Toxorhynchites rutilus septentrionalis is the source of this 1953-nucleotide messenger RNA. Its product is annotated as protein fem-1 homolog B-like. The coding region runs from base 1 to 1953 and encodes 650 amino acids. Gene Ontology annotation, molecular function: protein binding. Lineage: Eukaryota; Metazoa; Arthropoda; Insecta; Diptera; Culicidae. The record is from RefSeq and is a predicted model, not a curated record. The transcript has a single exon.
AUGAAUCCCAUCAACCAAAAUCAACUGAUCGACGAAGAAUUUGAGCAUAUUCGCUAUGAUGUAUUCCGAGAAGUCAGCUCACAGGACGGACCGCUGUCCAAAAAUCUCCGGACUCGGCUCAAUAGUUUGCCCCGGCAUAUCCGCAAGCAGCUUGUGGAAGCAGAAUAUAACGGCUGUUCAUCCCUGUUCACUGCCUGUUGCAAAGGAAACGUUGAAAUCGCCGAGUAUCUGAUAACAAAGUGUGACGCCAACAUCGAACAGCGGGGUAUACUAUUUGACUAUGCGGAUCGGAAGGAUGAGGAGUUCGAGGAUUAUACGGUACACAACGUGACUCCACUGUGUGCUGCCUGUGGCGCAGGUCAUCUUCAUCUCGUGAAAUGUCUUGUCAGACUGGGGUGUAAUGUGAAUGCUGUCUCCGGGAUCGGCUCUUCAGCUCUUGAGGUUGCCUGCACUAACAAAGAUCUCGAAAUCGUUCAAUAUUUGGUAGAGAACGGAGCGAACAUUCGAAAGCCAAGCUUCGAUGGUGCAACUUACCUCAUCGAUUCGAUCGAAUCAGCGCCUAUAUGUAGUUAUCUCAUCAGAAAAGGGGCUGACGUUAAUGCACGCGAUGUGUACGACAAAACCGCUCUACAUUAUGCAGUUGAGAGUCUAAGUUACGGAACAAUUCGAUUGUUACUGGAUCAUGGAGCCGAUCCGUUCGCCAGAAGUCGUUAUGGGGAUGACCCUCUUCAGCUAGCAUGUAUAACAGGGUCACUAGAGGUAGUGGAAUAUCUUCUGAGCAGAAUAAACUACCCUCGAGAAAGAUGGAUCGAAGCUAUCGAGCUGAUGGGAUCAACAUUAAUUCAUUUCCAUUACGAUACACAAGACGUUCUUCUUCACUGGCGAUUGGCUUAUGAUGCGAGGACGAAUAAAAACAAUAACAUCCAAGAGAGAUCGCAAAUCCCACCACGACCCGCUUAUGGAAACAUGGUCGAGUUCGCCACAAUCGACGAACUGAACGCAUCCGCUUGGGAUGUGGAUGCAUUGCGGAUGCAGGGUUUAUUGAUACAGGAGAGGUUAUUGGGGAUCGAUCACAAGGUUACUUUACAUCGAUUAAUGGAACGAGGAGAUUUCUACAAAGUAACCAGACGCUACCAGGUUUGUAUAGAUCUAUGGAUGCUGGCAUUGCGAGUGAGAGUUCAAAAGCAUACCAUAUUGCACAGUGAUACCUGCGACACAGUGAGGGCCAUCGUGAAAUUGAUGGUGAAUUUAAUGGAUGAUAAUGACCCAAUGGUACCACAAUUUAAGGAUGCCUACACCAUGUUCCAACUAUUGACAUCCAACAUUUCUGAGAUUCAGCAGCUACUUAGUAUUCAACCGGUCAAUAGAUCACAGCAAAAAAACUACGAUUGUAUACUCCGUUGUCUGCUGCACCUGAUGUGCAUCUUGCUCUCCGUAGCUAAAACCAAGGAUGACCACAAAUUGAUCGAAAGCUCCGUCCUUGGUCUUGUCCUGAACAACAUUCGAAGUGUACAAACCAACGAAACGCUACUGCAUAUGUCCGUUUCGAACAUGGGUUUGAUGAAAAGCGAUUAUUUCACGGAUGAAGUAGACACAAAAAGAUUCUUCCCCAAUCUACCUGUUACAAAGUUGCUGUUGGACUGUGGCGCACCAGUCAAUGCGAGGGACAAUACCAGAUCCACGCCAUUGCUUCUUGCCGCCUACCCUUUCAAUUAUGAGAAAGAUGUGAUCCACACUUUGAUCGAACACGGUGCCCAUCUGGAUCUACCGAAUUUAUUGGGUGACCGGCCAUCGUCCAUGCUCAGGAGAAUCUCGAUGAAUGAUAUUUGUCUGGGCCAACAAAUUUCGCUCAAAUGUCUCAGCGCUAAUGUAAUUGUUAAGUCAGGGGUGUCCUAUCGGAAUGAGGUGCCUCGCAUGCUGGAGGAUUUUAUUCGAGCGCAUGAAAUGUUUUAG